Molecule: messenger RNA, 711 nt
Organism: Musca vetustissima
Lineage: Eukaryota; Metazoa; Arthropoda; Insecta; Diptera; Muscidae
Product: BAI1-associated protein 3-like
Exons: 3
Source: RefSeq, a predicted model, not a curated record
CGUUCAAGAAACCGAUGGCUCCUAUUUUGAAAAUUUCACAUCGCUGGGAUGGAAACGGGAAAACCGCCGUAUGUCGGCAACGCGUGCCGCUGAGGCACGUGCCGAAUCACUUCAUGAGCAGGAACGUGAGCCGCCAAAAAUUGCUGAAGAUUCUAUCGAAAGUCAAGAGCAAAAAGAAAAGCUAUAUUUGGAAGUAUUGAAUACCAUUGCCAAUACUGUGGGUGCAUCAGCACCCGGUGGACAGUUCACCCAUUAUAAAGAUGAAAUGUAUUUGCAUGCGCAACGGGCAUUUGGCAUGAGUCCAGAUCGUCAUUAUCGACUGUUGCAUGCCACGGCUGAGGAUAAACCAAAAGUUAUCGUCCUGUCGGUGGUGGUCAUUGAGGCAGAAGGGCUCGAAGCCAAAGAUGCAAAUGGCUUCUCCGAUCCAUAUUGUAUGCUGGGCAUUCAACCAGAUGGUGGUCCACCCGUAUCACCAUUACCACUGCCACCAACACCACGAGCUCUAUCAGCCGAUAUGAAUGCAUUCGAUAAUAAUGCCGCCGAUUCACCGCCCCACCGUAAGCAUAGCUUUCGUUUGAGUUUCAAACGACGCGAAGGCAAUCGUCGCGAGCAGCGUGAUUCAUUGGGUGGGCCGGUACCAGCAAAAUUUAUAUGCGCCACAUCAAUAAAACCGCACACUCUGACGCCCAAAUGGAAUGAGAAAUUUAAAUU